Molecule: messenger RNA, 1767 nt
Organism: Acanthosepion pharaonis
Lineage: Eukaryota; Metazoa; Mollusca; Cephalopoda; Sepiida; Sepiidae
Source: the annotation of a GenBank genome assembly
AUGGAAAGCAAGGCCAGUAGUACAUCCUUGUUACCAACACCAAGUUUUCAAUUUCUCUCUUUUCCUCCCUCCGUCUGUCUCUCUCUUUUCCUCCCCUCCGUCUGUCUCUCUCUUUUCCUCCCUCCGUCUGUCUCUCUUUUCCUCCCUCCGUCUCUGUCUCUCUCUUUUCCUCCCUCCGUCUGUCUCUCUCUCUUUUCCUCCCUCCGUCUGUCUCUCUCUCUUUUCCUCCCUCCGUCUGUCUCUCUCUCUUUCCUCCCUCCGUCUGUCUCUCUCUCUCUCUUUUCCUCCCCCUCUGUCUCUCUCUCUCUCUUUUCCUCCCCUCCGUCUGUCUCUCUCUCUCUUUCCUCCCUCUCCGUCUCUCUCUCUCUCUUUUCCUCCCUCCGUCUGUCUCUCUCUCUCUCUUUUCCUCCCUCCGUCUGUCUCUCUCUCUCUUUCCUCCUCUCCCUCCGUCUGUCUCUCUCUCUCUCUUUCCUCCCCUCCGUCUGUCUCUCUCUCUCUCUUUUCCUCCCUCCGUCUGUCUCUCUCUUUUUUCCUCCUCUCUCUCUCUCUCUCUUUUCCCUCCCUCCGUCUCUCUCUCUCUCUUUUCCUCCCUCCGUCUGUCUCUCUCUCUUUCCUCCCUCCCUCCGUCUCUCUCUCUCUUUUCCUCCCUCCGUCUGUCUCUCUCUCUCUUUUUCCUCCCUCUCUUCCCCCCUCUGUCUCUCUCUCUCUUUUCCUCCCUCCGUCUGUCUCUCUCUCUCUUUCCUCCCUCCGUCUGUCUCUCUCUCUCUUUUCCUCCCUCCGUCUGUCUCUCUCUCUUUCCUCCCUCCGUCUGUCUCUCUCUCUUUUCCUCCCUCCGUCUGUCUCUCUCUCUCUUUUCCUCCCUCCGUCUGUCUCUCUCUCUCUUUUCCUCCCUCCGUCUGUCUCUCUCUCUCUUUUCCUCCCUCCGUCUGUCUCUCUCUCUCUUUUCCUCCCUCCGUCUGUCUCUCUCUCUCUUUCCUCCUCCGUUCUCUCUCUCUUUUCCUCCCGUCUGUCUCUCUCUCUCUUUCCUCCCUCCGUCUGUCUCUCUCUCUUUUCCUCCCUCCGUCUGUCUCUCUCUCUCUUUUCCUCCCUCCGUCUGUCUCUCUCUCUCUUUUCCUCCCUCCGUCUGUCUCUCUCUCUCUUUUCCUCCCUCCGUCUUUCUCUCUCUCUCUCUCUUUUCCUCCCUCCGUCUGUCUCUCUCUCUCUUUUCCUCCCUCCGUCUCUCUCUCUCUCUCCUUUUCCUCCCUCCGUCCGUCUCUCUCUCUUUUCCUCCCCUCCGUCUGUCUCUCUCUCUCUUUCCUCCCUCCGUCUGUCUCUCUCUCUCUUUCCUCCCUCCGUCUGUCUCUCUCUCUCUUUUCCUCCCUCCCGUCUGUCUCUCUCUCUCUUUUCUCCCUCCGUCUGUCUCUCUCUCUUUUCCUCUGUCUCUCUCUCUCUUUUCCUCCCUCCGUCUGUCUCUCUCUCUCUUUUCCUCCCUCCGUCUGUCUCUCUCUCUUUUCCUCCCCUCCGUCUGUCUCUCUCUCUCUCUCUUCUGUCUCUCCUCUCUUUUCCUCCCUCCGUCUGUCUCUCUUCUCUUCCCUCCGUCCGUCUCUCUCUCUUCUCUUCCCUCCGUCCGUCUCUCUCUCUUCUCUUCUCUCCGUCCGUCUCUCUCUCUUCUCUUCUCUUCAUCUGUCUCUCUCUCUUCUCUUCUCUUCCCUUCCCUCCGUCUGUCUCUCUCUCUUUUCCUUAAAUACAGAAAUCAUACAUGUCUUUACUCUUUCUCUGACAAACUGA